AUGUCUGCUGCUAUCCACGAGCACGAACAUGUCGCCAUUUUCUGGGAUUACGAGAACUGCUCACCGCCCUCAACGGCUCCCGGGUAUGAUAUCAUGAAUAACAUACGAGAAAUUGCGCAUAGAUUCGGAAGCGUGAAACAGUUCAAGGCCUACCUCGAACUGUCUGAGCAGUCUUCGCCAAAGUCUAUGAACCUGCGGUCCGAGCUCCAAUCUUGUGGAGUUUCGCUAACAGACUGCCCACACAAUGGCCGUAAAGAGGUCGCGGACAAGAUGAUGAUGGUCGACAUGCUAACAUAUGCGAUCGACACUCCUGCACCAGCCACUCUUCUCCUCAUCACAGGCGACCGCGACUUUGUGUACGCUGUGUCAGUUCUUCGACUGCGGAGGUAUCGCGUAGUUCUCGUGGCUCCCAACGCGACGCAUGCUAGCCUCAAGUCCCAAGCAUCCGAAGUCCUUGACUGGGAUUGCGAUAUUCUCGGAAAGGCAGGCAAGGACGCACACUCAACUACUGAUGACUCAGGGCUGCUGAUACCAGGGCCCGGCGUCGACUUGCACCGUAGGACGCAAUCGGCCAGCGUGUUAAUCGGCCAGACCUCGCAGUCUGGUGUGCGAAACCCUCGUCGUCUAUCCUUCCGAGAGAAUUUGAGCGGAGCGACUCUGACGUCUGAGCAGGAGAGCGGUCGUACACAUUCUACUUUUGUGGAUCGUGGCACGAGCCCGCGAUUCGCGAGCAGGACUGUCGACGUGCCGAGAUCUGCCCCACAAACGCCUGUUCGUUCGUCCGGAUGCCUUCUCAUCCCUGGAUCUAAGACUGUGGAAACGAGGGAAAUAAAGGAGACGAUUUUGGAGGAUACAGAGCCGAUUCCAGACCUCAACGUACAUUUGAAGAAUUUCCAGGAACGAUCUCUGGACGUUUCGUCCAUAUCCGGAUCGAGCUUGUCCCUUCCCUCUACCCCUAGUAUAACCGGACAGAAUGAGACCCCCGUGGUGUUGCAGCCUCUUGCUGACACCCCGCAGAACGUCACAUCGGUAAAGGAUGCUCCCGCAUUCCUGACGUCGCCCGCUGCACACGGCAACUGCUCGUCCCCCGCACUAGCAACGUCCACGCCCCUCACCUUAUCAACCACUCCAAGCCCUGCUCUGAAUCAGGUUCAAGAGCCCUCCAGGGAGCCACCCGCUGGGAUUGAGUUGCCUGCCAGGUCAGUCCAUGAGGUUGCCAGUACCAAAACCGUCAGUCCCAACUCGACUCGCGGGACAUCAGAGAUAUCUCCGACAGUACUGAAAGACGACUCGUCCUCGCUGGUUGGGAGCGUUUCGUCUUUGCCAUUGAAACCGCCAAUGUUGUCCCCUGGAUGGUCUAUCGCUACCCAACCCGCACCUGUGCAGUUGACACUGCCGUCGCAGAAUACACCAAUUACACAGGGGAGCAACGCAAACGGCGCUGGGUUGCCAAUGGCUCCGAAGCCCAUCGCUGUACCAGUCGACCCUCCGGCUCCUACUACCACUGCUCCCAGACCGACUUCCAUACCGGCUCAUUCUCAGCCAGGCGCUCCUGAGUGCUCUGGUCCAUCUGUGAAGGUGGUGGUCGGCGUCUCGCCACCUCCGCAGGCAACAGCUUCAUGUGGUGACAGUUCGGCUCUUCCAGUGCAGUCCGAGUCUUCUUCAGAGCUAUCUACUGUCCACGUUCUACGCUCUGUCGAUAAGCCCAGCAUCUCGCAGCCUGGCCCUCCAAACACCUCUGAUCCUUCUGUCGUUUCUCCUGCUAUUCCUUCGGCCGCACCAACACCACCUCCUGUGCAAGUUCUUUCCCCUGUUCCUGCUCACUACAAUGUCCUCCUUGUAGUGCUCGAGAGAUGCAGGAUGAUCGGAAAUCUCCAGCCUUCGCGGCAUAAUGUUGCGAUGAUGCUGAUGAAGGAAGAUCCGGACGCUUACAAGCGCGCUGGGUUUAAGAAGUUCAAACAGUAUACAACAUAUGCGCAGAGUAUUGGGAUGGUGACACUCGGCGGUGCGCAGGCGUCCGCGUGGAUGUCGUUGUCGCCCAGUUGGUAUGGCAAGGCUGUCGGUGUGUGA
This is a messenger RNA of Sparassis crispa, 2070 nucleotides long. RefSeq lists its product as hypothetical. Gene Ontology annotation, biological process: post-transcriptional gene silencing. The transcript is spliced from 5 exons. Gene Ontology annotation, cellular component: cytoplasm; peroxisome. NCBI's taxonomy places the organism in Eukaryota, Fungi, Basidiomycota, Agaricomycetes, Polyporales, Sparassidaceae. Gene Ontology annotation, molecular function: CCR4-NOT complex binding; mRNA base-pairing post-transcriptional repressor activity; RNA nuclease activity. The record is from RefSeq and is a predicted model, not a curated record. Bases 1 to 2070 code for a protein of 689 amino acids.